CCUUCGGCUUGUUUUACCUGGGCAGACUUUUCAAUAUGGCGGCGGUGUUUGCCUCGCAGCGACCUUCCCAAGAUGGCGGCGUCACCUGAAGAAGAAGCAGGCAUGGCGGACAGCGAGGCGGUGAUGAAACGGGCCGUUGAAGGCCUGGAGCUUCUCCUGAGGAGAACCGACGCUACUGCUGCUCAUGGUCAAGGCAUUUUCCAGGAAACAAAGGGGGCUGCUCUGCUUGAAUCUCUCCGCUCGAGUGUGGCUUCUUUGGAGGAGAAAUUGGCUCAGGACCCUCGAUGGGACGGACUGCGAAGGCUGACCAUAGAGGUCUCCCAGAAGACCCCGUUGCUCCCUCAAUUCUCCGAUGUGCCCUGGACUUUUACCCGACACGUCCUGCUCUUGCUGCUGAGCCUCAAGCAAAGCAUGGUUCUCCUCGCAGCGGCCCCCAGCCCACCGCAGACCCCUGUGUCCGCACCUCCUCUCAGCCCUGACACCCUCAGCGUCGCUCAGGAGAAGACCGUGCGGGCGGCUUUGCAGUUUGCGGUCACUUUGGGCCUCUGUCCGUUCCUCCUGCCGGGUAUUGGGCUUCCCCUUGAUCGCAGGACAGAGUUUGGGGCCGUGAUCCGGGAGGUCGUCUCACCUGGCUGUCUGGUCAACGCCAUGAGCAAGCUCUAUGCCACCUGCACCGGCCUCUUGGAAGUUGCUCAGCACCCUUUACUGGGCAGCGUGGUUCUCACGCGGCACCUGGGGGAUCUCCUGGCCGGGUUGUGCCAGCUGGGAUUCUGCCCAGGAAGGAGGAAGCGGGAAGGAGCCAAGCCGGAGAAGGAGAUGGGGGGCCUGACUGAAGAGGAGCAACGCAGCUGUAGGGAAGCCCUGGGAGGGCUCUUGGACAGAGUCUACCAGCCAUUGGUGGUCCGAGAGCUGCUCAUCCUUCAAGGUGGAUCCAGACAGGGCUGCCAUUCUCCAGGACGUGAAAGCGGGCAUGCCCUGGCCCCUGCCCCAUCCUGGCUCCGGCGUCUUUGUGGGCAGCUCCUCUCCGAGAGGCUCCUGAGGCCUGGAGGCGUCCAAGCCGUGGUCCGCGGCAUCUUGGAAGGAGCCGGAGCUGGAGCCAUGGGAGGCAGCAGUGCGGAGGCAGCAGCGGCAGAUUGGCAGAAGUGUGACGCAGUGGCCAGAAUCCUCUCUUCCUGUCCCCAGCAGUCUCUGUCCCUGGAGGACUAUUGCCAGCAGGUUUGCCCCCAGGUCCUGCAACUGUUCCUCUUUCGGGAUCAGCUGGUGGCCCGCCAGUUCCAGCGUGUUGCCACUACGGCUGUCCUGAGCAUGGCCAGGGAGCACCCGGAGCAGGCACAGAGGCAUCUGCUGCGGCCCUUGCUGGAGCCCCUCCAGCGCUGCUUGGAGGCCGAAGAAAUGCCCCUGGAAGACUUGCCACCAAGGACAGUUUUGGUGAAGGAGGAAGAGCUUGGCUCCUGUGUGGAAAAUGUAUUUAAGGUGUAUGUGGUUGGAAACGAACCCUCAAACCUGCUGCUGAACUCCCUGCAAGGCGUCCUGGGUGUCGUCUUUUCCCUCUGGUGUUUUACGAAGCAGAAUGUGUCCUUCUUACGCACUCCAUGUCAGGAGAUCCUGCUCUGGUUCCUAGAGAAGAGCGAGAGGCAGGAGGCCCUCUCCGUCCUGGAAGGAUUGGCGCAGAUGAGAAGAUCCUCCGUGCGUUUGCCCCCUCUGCUCUGCCAGUUCCAAGUCGGCAGCGAAGGCGGCGUCAUGGCUGCCGUCAAAGCGGAUCUCAGCCCUGACAAAGAUGAAGACGAGGCUCUCUACCAGAAGGUUUCCUCUGAGCAGUGGCGGCUGGAGCAGCUGGUGGGCUUGCUGUCCCAUUGCCAGAGCAGCGGCCUGGCCGGAGACUUCUUCCUCCGCUGCCUGAAGGAGCUGACCCUCGUGGCUGGUCAAGGGGCUUCCGACAUGUCCCCUGCCUGUCCCCAGAACCCCCUGGACCUGGAGCAUUGCUGUGGGACCUCCAUGGAGCGCCAGGAGAGGCAGCUGCGGGGGCUGCAGUUGGUGGCCAUGCUCUGCGAGAGCCUCUCCGAGAAGCUCUUUACAGACGUCACACAGGUUGUGGAGUUUGUGGCCGCGACUUUGCAAAGGGCCUCCGCAAGCCUUUCCGGCGGCUCCGGGGCCACCUCCGUGGAAGACCAGACGCUCAGCAUGGCCAUGGGGUUGGUGGCUGCCGUGAUGGGGGGCGCAGUACAGCUGAAAUCGGCCGACUUUGCUGCCCUGAAGCGCUUGGUGCCCCUCUUGGAGGAGGUCUCCCACCUUCACCCGGAGCCGGUCAUCCAGGAACUCGCCGCUGACCUGCGCAUCACCAUUUGCACCCACGGCGCCUUCUCCGCAGGAACCGUCUCCUCCGCUGCGCAGACCACCCUGGGAAAAAGAUGCGCAGAAGCAGAAGCUCAUACGAACAGAGAGCCCUCUGAAAAGCCUGAAAGUGACAUCGCUGCAUCCAGGCUGCUUCCACCACCAAAGGCUACAGAGAAUAGAUCGGCUUCUCCGAAGACACACCUUGCUGCAAAGUCCAUGCCCGAAGCAAGGGACUCUGGUCCUCCAGCCACAGUGGACUUUCAGGAGCUCCUCCUGUCGGCUUAUGAUCCGGACAUCCCGACCCGAGCGGCCACUCUCCGUACGCUUUCCCGCUUGAUAGAGCAAAGGGACCCAGAGGCCCUGAAGACUCAAGAGACGCUGCUCAAGGUUUUCACAGAAAACCUAGAACAUGAGGACUCCUUUGUAUAUCUCUCUGCCAUCCAAGGCAUGGCCUUGCUGUCGGACGCCUUCCCAGACCGAGUCCUACCCUGCUUACUGGCCCAGUAUGGCAGCCCACAGCCCGGCGCCCCGAAAGCGGCAACAGUGGAGACCAGGAUGAAAGUGGGGGAGGCCCUGAUGCGGGUCACGCGGAGGCUGGGAGACAUGGUCUUCCUGCAUCGAGAGGACCUGAUCCACGCCUUCCUGCGAGGAGCAAAGGACCCCGAAGCCGCCCUCCGAGCCAGCAGCCUCUCCAAUCUGGGAGAGCUUUGCCAGAUCCUCCGCUUCCAGCUGGGAUUGGUAGUCCAUGAGGUGACUUCGUGCUUGACGUCCAUCGUGAAGACUGACCGCGAGGCGGAGGUGCGGAGGGCCGCUGUCCACGUGGUGGUGCUUCUGCUUCGAGGGCUCAGCGAGGAGGCUCUGGAGGUCCUCAGGGACGUGGUGCUGGACCUCUACCGCCUGCUGAAGUCCGUGGUGAGGCACGAGGAGGACGGGGCCACGGUUUUGCAUGCUCAGUUGGCUUUGGAGGAGCUGGACGGCAUCAUGAGGCGGCUUCUGUUCCCACCUCAGGCUUUGGAGAAGAAGAUCCAGGUCCUCCCAUAGUCCAGAAGCCAGUGCUAUUCAUGAAAGGGGUAUGGCGGGACCCCCAUGGUUUUCCAAACACCGCCCUGGACCCAACUCUGCUCCUUGCAUUGACUGCACUGUCCAGAAACGUAAUUUCAACAUCAAUCCGAGGGUCACCAGAGCUCUGCAGGAGUUUCUUCCUUUCCAUUGAUGCUCUUAAUGUCCUUUCCAUCACUAGUGUUUUAUUGAUUGAAAUCACAACAUCGAAUGCUUCUGUGCUGCAGGGAUGCAGCUGCUCCCGAAAUCUGCCUGGCCACCCAGUGUCCUCAGAUGACCCUCAGGACUUCACCAGGAAAAGCAAGACCUGGGCAUAGCAGGGAUGGAGACGGCAAUGGCUUACAACCGGACCUCUUUCAGUUCCAUUCCAGAUGGAAACAAGGGCUCGCGAGAAGCAGAAGCCUGGGAAGAGAGUGAGCUCCUCCUGUGUUGUUAUAGCUAGGAAUCAAGGUGUCGUCGUGCCUUCAAGUUGUUUCCAACAUAAGACAAUCCUAAACCCAAUGCAUCCCAGGUGUGUCCAGAAGGGAUUUGUAUGCUUUCCUCUGAGGCUGUGAGAAUGCAACUCCGUUUGGCCGAGUCUUAGGAGUUUGAAUCCCAGGCAAUGUUCCUCCCCUCCAAAUAAACUAAACCAAAUGACCA
This is a messenger RNA of Anolis carolinensis (green anole), 4032 nucleotides long. RefSeq names its product transport and golgi organization 6 homolog (gene tango6). Gene Ontology annotation, biological process: protein secretion. The record is from RefSeq and is a predicted model, not a curated record. NCBI's taxonomy places the organism in Eukaryota, Metazoa, Chordata, Lepidosauria, Squamata, Anolidae. Bases 73 to 3375 code for a protein of 1100 amino acids. The transcript is spliced from 18 exons.